Messenger RNA from Sitodiplosis mosellana (orange wheat blossom midge), 3559 nucleotides. It is a transcript of the gene Cow, whose product is annotated as proteoglycan Cow. The record is from RefSeq and is a predicted model, not a curated record. Gene Ontology annotation, biological process: establishment of protein localization to extracellular region. NCBI's taxonomy places the organism in Eukaryota, Metazoa, Arthropoda, Insecta, Diptera, Cecidomyiidae. The coding region runs from base 445 to 1602 and encodes 385 amino acids. Gene Ontology annotation, molecular function: calcium ion binding; protein binding. The transcript has 9 exons.
GAGUCGUCGAAUCGUACUCUGUGUGUAUAUUCUAACGAAGUGGUAAAAGCGUUUGUGAAAGGAAAAAUUGAUUUUGCACUCGCUCACAAUUAAAUUUCUAAAUUCAAUUUGAACGUGCAUUCUUUUAUCAAAUUAAAUCGAUUUUAUUUUGGCAUUCGGCAACGACUCGAUAGCAAAAGGCUUUCAUCGAUUCUCGUUUCGCAGACAAUUCAGCAGUUUUGUGUGUGAAAAGAGGGAAUUUGUGUUGUUUCUGGUGAACGAAAGAAACAAACAACAUACGAAGGAAUUUUUUUUUCUUUCGGUGGGGUGCAUUUACGUGUACUGAGGGUGUAGUAGAGUAAAAAGAACAACGAACCGAAUUUUUUUUUUCAUUUUUACUUCCCGUUUUGCGGAGAGAAAGAAAAAAAACAUAGCAGGAAACAAACGCGAAAAGAAAAAUUCACGAUGAAUUUCAUUUGGGCAAUAUUGGCAUUGUCAAUUUUUACAAACGAUUGUUUAGCAAAGAAGAAAAAGCUCGAUUUGGACUUUGAAUUUGUUGAUAAGGUGGAGAAAGAUGUGCAACGCAAAAGAAAACAAUGGAUAUAUGACCCAAAAAGCGACCUAUGUCAACCCCUCAAUUGUAAAAAGCGUGAAUUGUGUUUACUUGAAGACGCUUUUACCGCACUUUGCGUAUCAAAGGCUAUGCUUCACAAAAAUCGCGAUGAAAUCAUAUCCGUAUCAACUCAGAAAGUAGCCAAAGUUGGAAGCGAUGGUAAUGACAACAUUGGCAGCCCCAAAUUUUCGGACGAAAUUUAUCUAACCGAUGACUACUAUGGCAACUCAAAGAAGUGCAAGCCGUGUCCAAGUGGUAAACAAACGUCAUUCGUGUGCGGUUCGGAUAACCGCACAUAUUCAUCGGGUUGCCGCUUAGAUUAUCACAAUUGCGUUCAUAAUUCACCGAUAAAAGUCAACUGCAAAGGAUUUUGCCCAUGCAAAGUUGUAGGUGAAUGUGCACCGCAAGAGCUCACCACCAUCGGAAAUCGUUUGUUGGAUUGGUUCUCGGUUAUUAUGACCGACACAAAGAAACAAAAGCGUCGCAUUGCCAAGUCUGAAGCUCAUUUUCCGGCUGCUUGCAAAAUCGAGGCAAAAUGGAUGUUUGGCCAUUUGGACAUCAAUAACGAUGGUUCAUUGUCGACAUCGGAAUUGUUCGACUUGGAACAUGAUCAAAAUGAGCGAUGCAUCAAGCCGUUCAUUGACACAUGUGAUGUGGACAACGAUGGCGCGUUGUCAACACGCGAAUGGUGCCGUUGCUUUGAAAAGACGGAUCGCCCAUGUGCAGCUGUACGAAGACGAAUCAAGUAUGAUUUACUGGCCAAAGAUGCAUAUGUGCCCGAUUGCGAUAUGCAAGGGUUUUAUCGACCAACACAAUGCCACAGCAAGAUUGGUAUCUGCUGGUGCGUCGAUAAGCAUGGCGUUGAAUUUGCCAAUACACGCAAACGAGGGAGACCGACUUGUGAUGAAGUCACCAAGAACGUAGUGUCCCAACCGUCCGACGAUGAAGAUGACGAUGAUCUAGACUACGAUGAUGCUGAGGCGAGCGCAAAUGGUCCACUAAACUACUAAAAACAAAGCCCAUUACCAGCUUUCAACAUUAUAUAUCUCGCACAGUGUGUGCGCGCGCGCGUUCACUCUUUCAUCCCAAUGCGACAAAAUCUCCCCUCCCCCUAGAAGAAGAGCAGAAAUAAAAAAAAAUCGCCUAAGAAAAACCAAAUUGAAACGCAAACCACAUAGACUGCAUUAAAAUCCAAUCAAUUUGUUUAUUUAGCGCAUUUUUUUGUUGGUCUUUCAUCUAUAUCCGUCUUAUAUAGAGAUUUAAAGCAUUUUUCUUCUUUUUGGAAUAUUUUCUACAAUUUUUCAAUCACUUUCGAAGAAAAAAAACAAUGUAACACAUCCGUCAGGUUUAUAACCGCACUAGAUUUGUUUUUUUUUUUGCUGUCGUGUAGUUGGUUUAUUUUGUUGUGGUGAUGGUGGUGAUGGUGAUUUUGCAUCACACCUAAAUCCAAACCAUUUACAACCUAAAACUUUGUCUGUUUAAUUUCGUAUGAGAGAUUUAACGGUUUAAGGUUUCGUUUUCGUUCCGGUCUUAUUUUUUGUUUGUUUCGUAGCAGUUUUGCGAUUAUAACGAUUAAUUUCAAUUGAAUGUAGAGUGUGAUCGGAACCGAGAAAUUCAUGAUUUUAUCUUUUUCAUUUUUUUUCUCUAAAUGUUUGUGUGUACUUUUCGUAAAUAAAAAUUGAAGUAAUUCAGUUGAAUGGGAAAUAAAUUAACUAAUAUUCUACCAAUAAACCAAAUUAUAUCCCCUUUUUUCAGCAGAAAAGAAACAAAAAAAUUCAAUAAAUUUAAAUCACACGUAAAAUUAAGAACUAAGCGAUAAGAUCAUGGUAGACCUAACUUAUGAAUUAGUUGAACUAAAUCAGAAAACUUCGAGAGAAAACAAAAACGAAUAUUAAUUCACAAAUUCUAGAUCUUAAAUUAUUCUAUAGAUAUAUAUAAUCUAGUCGAUUAGAAGACGAAGUCGGUCGGUUGGUCGGGUCGCGAUCAGGUUGAAAAAAAAACAGAGAAAGAGAGAGAAAAAGUUUCUUGAUGCUAAAUUACCGUUUGGUCACAUCGAAAUCACUUUUUGCGAAAUCAGAAUGGUUUUUUCACACGAACAAAAAAAAUAUCAUUGACCAAUUAGCGGCCAAUCGACUGACCUAAGCUGUAACACAAAAGGCCAAUGAAUAUAUAUAUAUAUUAAAUUAAAAUAUGGAAUCAAAAUCAUUUUCUUGGCUAUAGCGCAUUUAUUGCUUGUUUUUUUUUUUAAUUCUGGAAUGAAUCAUUUUUUUUUAAAUUUAAUUCAAUUUGGUCUCAAGAGGUUAAUUUUGGUUUUUAAAUUCCGCAAAAGUGGUGUAAUCAAAUAGAGUUAAAAGUAAUAACUGGCGAAAAGCACAGCUGAAAAAGCUCCCCGUCCCCAGUUCAUUUAGUUAAUUGGCUUAACGGGGCUCUUUUCUCUUAAUGGGAAUUUGAAGCCACCGCCCGUUUUUUUUCCUCCUGAUUUUUUUUUCGUUUUAUUUUAUUUUUUUUUUUUUUUUUGGUUGAAGAGAAUACAAUUUGCAAUAGAUAAGUAAAUAGAUAUAACGGAAAAAAGAUGCGAAAAAUGUUUUAACUACUGGAAAAAUUGUCUCACUAAAAUCCAAAUGGUUUCUUCGUUCAUUUCGUUUUCUCUUACAUUGGUCUCAAUUGGUAUUCAAUUUUCUACGUGUGUGAGUGUAUAGUUUGAGUAUAUUAAAUAUUCGAACAGCAUUUGUCAUAUCAAUUUUUGGUUUGUUUUUCUAUUUUCGGUUGUUACAAUUGUUUUGUGUUCGUAUUUUUAUUCUUUGUUGUACUACAAUGGAGUAUGAAAUGAAAAAUUAUGAAAUUUGUUUUUAAUUGUAAAUUUUUUCACUCAUUUUCUCGUGUUGUUUUUUAUAUAUUUUUUUUUGUUAAUUGUAAAAGUUCAAAGUAAACAAUAAAUGGAAGACAACGUUUGAAAGAUCUUUAAAA